This is a messenger RNA of Solanum dulcamara, 1074 nucleotides long. RefSeq lists its product as uncharacterized. The coding region runs from base 1 to 1074 and encodes 357 amino acids. The transcript is spliced from 3 exons. NCBI's taxonomy places the organism in Eukaryota, Viridiplantae, Streptophyta, Magnoliopsida, Solanales, Solanaceae. The record is from RefSeq and is a predicted model, not a curated record.
AUGGAUAAAUGGAUAGCAAGGAAUGGGAAAAUGAUCAUCAAUGUUUUGGUGAAUUCUCCAAAAGGGAGUGUGUUUCUUGAAUCUCAUGAUGCUAGUGACUCUUCUACUGAUUCUAAUAAGAUGUUUAACUUGUUUGAGAAGACUAUCUUAAAAAUAGGCAAGGAAAAUGUGGUACAAGUUGUGACCGAUAACGCAAGUGAGAACAAAAAAACGGGUGACAUGUUGAAGGGAGUGUUCCCGCAUAUUUUCUGGACUCCUUGUGCUGAUCAUUGUAUCAACUUGAUGUUUGGUGACAUUUUCAAAGAGGCCCCGUAUUCUACAGUUUUUGGUAAGGCUGUUAAGAUACAUUCUUAUAUCAGUCAAAGGGAACUGUUGUUGAAUAUGAUGAGGAGAUACACAAAGCAAAGAAACUUGGUAAAACCUGCUAAGAUAAGAUUCACAACAGCUUUUUUGACAUUGCAUAGUUUUUAUAUGCAAAAGAAAAAUCUGAGAACCUUGUUUAUGUCCACUAAAUGGAAUGAGAGUGUCUAUGCAAAGGAAACUCUUGGGAAAGAAGUUGCGAGACACAUCAUCAGUCCAUAUUUUUGGAAUGACACUGUUCAAGCACUUAGAGUUGGUGGUCCUUUAAUUAAUGUACUUCGUAUGGUGGAUGGGGAGAAAAAACCACCAAUGGGCUACAUUUAUGAAGCCAUGGAUAGGGCCAAAGAAAGUAUUGAAAAUGCAUUCAAUUAUGAUGACAGAAAAUAUAUGAAUAUUUUCAAAAUCAUUGAUGCAAGGUGGACGGAUCAACUUCAUCAACCUUUACAUGCAGCUGGACAUAUUUUGAACUCGGGGCUCUAUUAUAAAAAUAAUGAGAUGAAGACUUUAACUGAAGAAGUGUGGUUGGGAUAUCAUGCAUGUGUUGAGAGGAUAAUCCUAGAUAAAACUUUGCAAGACAAAAUAGGGGAUGAGCUUGGUGUGUACAUGAAAGCUGAUGGGCUACUUGGAAUUGAGUCGGCCAUUAGAGCUAGAACCUUAAGGUCACCAGUUGAAUGGUGGAUGCAAUAUGGUCAUAAUGUCCCAAACUUGCAAUAA